AUGACAGCCACCCUCCCAGCCCUUCUAUUAUUAAUUGGAAUCGUUAAAUCAGCCCCCUCCCCGGUUCACGUCCAAAUCUUGACUGAUCCAUCCAAGGAAAGUCUCCACCUCGGCCCCUACGACCAGACCCGAUUCGACUUGAUUGAAAGCUACAACCCCCUGGCAACGGCCGGUGUCGCGAAAGGCGUCGACUUUGCCAAGAUCCAAAUCCCGCGCCGACCUCGCGUGAAGGCCAAUGGCGUUAGGAACAUCUUGAAUACCGGAUCCGACGAUUCUGACCUGCUCGGAAACGCCGUGGAGCAGUUGGAGACCGGGGAGAACGCGCCGGCUGCCGAGAAUGGAGUCGUGCUCGGCGAGUACCUCGAGUGGGGCUCGUGGUCGGCGUGCAAGGAUGGUGAACGCGUCCGGAUGCGCGUGUGCGUCUCGAGGAGGGCGGCGCGGAACAUCCGAUGCGAGGGGCCAUCAAAGGAGUCCCAAGCCUGCUUCUCAACCGACGAGACGAACAUCCCGGUGAUGACGGACCCGUGGAUGAUCGAGCGCGAGAUCAGCGGCCAAAAGAUGAAGGCAAGUGGGCUAGCAGAGAUUUUUGAGGAAGCUCACAUUGCCUUUUUGUGGGAAAUAUUGAGCUGCUCGAUCUUGUGCUCCUCAAAAAUGAAGCACCUUAUCCUUGCCGCGGCCAUCAUUGGCUCCCUGCAAGCAGCUACCAGCCGAGCUGAUGUUUUUGAGGGCGAGACCGUCCGCUUUGUACCUGCCGGCAAUGUUUUUGAGCGCGAGAGUGUGAUGGGAAAUGAAACGAUUACAAAAUGCAAAAAGGAUGAGAGCGACGGUGAGAACUGCGGAAAAUGGGUUGUUAAAGAGAAUGGCACGCUCCCAAUCGACGAGGUCGGUUCCGAGACCGUUUGGGAGGGAGAUGAGCUCGUGAUUUCGAAUGUACAGCUCGCUGACGCCGGCACCUACCACGAUCCGGCGGGUGCCAAGGACCCGAAUGGCAGCUCGGAAUCUGCAUCUUCUGAGGGUUCCUCAGAAGAUGGUGAUGAAGACAAGUCGAACACGAUCGUGACGCUGAUCGUCCACAGCGGCGGCGACAUGGAA
Messenger RNA from Mesorhabditis spiculigera, 1092 nucleotides. NCBI's taxonomy places the organism in Eukaryota, Metazoa, Nematoda, Chromadorea, Rhabditida, Rhabditidae. The record is from the annotation of a GenBank genome assembly.